Messenger RNA from Hevea brasiliensis (rubber tree), 507 nucleotides. RefSeq lists its product as uncharacterized. The transcript has a single exon. The coding region runs from base 1 to 507 and encodes 168 amino acids. Lineage: Eukaryota; Viridiplantae; Streptophyta; Magnoliopsida; Malpighiales; Euphorbiaceae. The record is from RefSeq and is a predicted model, not a curated record.
AUGGCACCUUUUGAUGCAUUACAUGGUUAUUCACCAUCAUUUCUCCCACUAAUUCCUGUGGACUCUCCUACUGUUGGGGCUGUGGACACAUUAUUGCAAGAAAGGCAGCAAUUAGAUAAGUUGUUGAGGGAAAAUUUAUUACUAGCACAGAACAGAAUGAAACAGCAGGUGGAUAAACAAAGGUCAAAAAGACAGUUUGAUGUGGGGGAAUGGGUAUACUUGAAGUUGCAACCUUACAGACAAGCCUCAGUAUCUGUUAGGCACUCCUUGAAGCUAUCUCCUAAGUACUAUGGGCCUUAUCAGAUCAUUGCUAAGUAUGGUACGGUAGCUUAUAAGCUACUGCUGCCUCCAACUUCUUCCAUACACCCUGUAUUCCAUUUUUCAAUGCUGAAGAAGAAAUUAGGGAAUAAUGUGACUCCAUUAGUUGAUCUACCAACUAUGAAUGAAGAACAAGUGGUUGUGGCACUUGAGCAAGUUCUGCAAACCAGAACCAUUACUACAGAUUAG